Molecule: messenger RNA, 1680 nt
Organism: Oldenlandia corymbosa var. corymbosa
Lineage: Eukaryota; Viridiplantae; Streptophyta; Magnoliopsida; Gentianales; Rubiaceae
Source: the annotation of a GenBank genome assembly
AUGAGAUACUCUUUGUUACUUAUCGUAGAUAUUGAUAUGAACCGACAAGAGUUUGAGAAAGCCGUGACUGUAAUGGUCAAACCGGUUGCCCUAUUGGUAACAAAGAACAAUGGCCAUAAGGAGCAUGAGGGAGUGUCAAAAGUCGAACCACAUGUGGGGAUGGAGUUCGAUUCUGCAGAAGAUGCUCAGGAGUUUUAUAAUCUGUAUGCUACACAAAUGGGAUUUAGGAUCAGAAUAGGCCAGCUUUAUAGGUCCAGGGUGGAUGGUUCUGUAAUUUCCCGUAGAUUUGUGUGUUCAAAGGAAGGUUUUCAGGCCAAUUCAAGAACUGGCUGUCCUGCUUUCAUCAGGGUGCAAAAGGGUGAUUCAGGGAAAUGGGUAAUGGCUAAUGUCCACAAGGAACACAACCAUCAACUUGAACUUAUUUGCCCAUCCCGUACACCAAGACAAACUCUUCCUACUCCCAGACCGACACUUGCUGUUUCUACUAGAACAGGGAUAAGGUCACAUGACGAGGAAGGUCCAUCUAAAAUCAUUGACGUCAAAUGCCCUAAAAGGGACAGGUCCAACGGAGACCUCCAUGGUGAACCGUACAAAGGUCUAGAGUUCGUUUCUGCUAAUGAAGCAUAUAAAUUCUAUUGCAUGUAUGCAGCUAAUAACGGAUUUAGAGUUCGGAUUGGUCAGUUGUUCCGAUCUAAAAAUGACGGUUCAAUUACAUCCCGGAGAUUUGUCUGCUCAAAGGAAGGGCACCAGCACCCUUCUAGAGUGGGUUGUGGAGUAUUUAUGAGGAUACAAAGACAAGAAUCAGGAAGGUGGGUUGUUGACCGUUUCCAGAAGGACCACAAUCAUGAAGUUGGCAUCGUGGAGGCUACUGAUCAAGGAACUGCUCUUGCGGCUAAGGGAUCCAGGGAGGAAGAAGUUAAUGGGUUGGAACAUCUGGAUUUAGUUGAAACUAAUGGUGGACUCAGUCUUGUUAAACGACGUCGAGGGGGUAAUAUUGGAAGUAAUUGGUAUGCUGGAAAAAAACAAGAAAACCUCGGAGCACUUCUCGUCAAUUCAAAGUUCAAAUGUGAAUUUGAGGCUUGCGUUUCGCAAAGCCAGACAGCUGGUGAAUUUGAUUCUGCAUGGGAUGUUCUCAUGGAUAAAUAUAACUUGAAAGAGAAUUCCUGGUUGAAGGAAAUGUACAGGGUUCGUCGGAGCUGGGUUCCAUUGCAUUUGAAAAGCUCAUUCUUUGCAGGUAUUCCAUUGGAUGGAAGCUUUAAGUCCUAUUUUGGUACAGUAUUGAUGGCACAAACUUCCCUGGAUGAAUUUAUUGUACAGUAUGAGAAGGUGGUUGAACAACGUCGAGAGGAAGAAAGGAAAGAAGAUUUCAACUCAUUUAACUUGCAACCAAUUUUGCGUACCAAAGAUCCGAUUGAAGAACAAUGUCAAAGGCUUUAUACAAUGAAAAUGUUUAAAGUGGUCCAGAAAGAGGUUUUGGAAUGCUAUAGUUAUGGUGGAAUCAGGAUUAACGUCGAAGGUGCUAUUAGUCGUUUGCAAGAUUUCAAGGCAUUGAUGAAGUGGAGCUUGCGAGAAGAAGCCCAUGACUUUAUCGAGGCUGGAACAGCAUCAUCAGAAAGAUACAAAUUUGCUUUUGAGAUCCUGAAGGAGGGUAAGAAAAAUCUCUGCUGGCAAACUUCGUAG